UGUACAUGGUGUUUCAGUCAUAUCUUUACCCUUGCCUAAAAUAAACGUCAACUUGCAUCGAUCGUAGAUUUUCAAAAUGGCGGAUAUAAAACUAAACCAAACGAUAAAAGCUGCUAUGAUUUUAAAAAUAAUUUGCGGGUUUUUCUGCAAAAUUAGUUCUAAUAAAAUAGUGAUAACUUUAGCGAAAGUUUAUUGUUUGUUUUUUGGUCUAAUGUGCAUGUCCAUGCUUAGAAUUCUAGCUAACCAUGCAAGAAGUUUCAGCGCUUUGUUACAAGUAUUUCUGGGAGUAUACGUGUACCUGAUAUAUUUUCUUUUAAAUUUCUAUUUUGAAGGUGAAAAUUUUAUGGGAUUCCUACACGAGCUUCGAAAAGUAGUCACUUCUCAGCACAUGAAGUCAAGCGAGGGAGUCCAAAUUUCCAUACGCUUGUUCACUAUUUCACUUUCAGCAAACAUUUUACUACGAUUGAAGAUCACGUUGGACCACAGUCAAUAUACAGUUUCCUCGAUCUAUUCUUUCUUAGUUUUUCAAUCGACAGUCAACUUGUUGGAAUUUUCGCCAAUUUUGACAAGGCUUAUGAUGUUUGAAUUGCUAUGGCGCAGAAUGGCAAUGGUCCGCAGAAAUCUUGAACGGGAGCUAUCAACGCAUCAGGGCUAUGACAAUAGUGACUGCAUUCUGAAGGAAAAAUUGAGGAGAUGUCUAAAUGCUUACAAAUGUUUGUUGGAAGUGACACGUGUAAAUGAAACGCCUAUGAAAAUUGCGAUAUUUACAUCUGUUACAGCACUCGUUUUCUACAUUUUGACUACUACCCAUCUGUAUAUUUCUGCUAGCGGAGAAUUAGCAAACCUAGCACUGGCUGGUGAAUUGAUAAAUCACUUCAUUAUAUUAUUGUCACCAGCAUUGCUCUCUGAGAUGGUGAUCCGUGAAACUGAUAAAAUGAAACUAUGCAUCGUAAAACGGUUACUCGUCUGUGAAGAUGAAAGAACGCUUAUCGCAAUACAAGACGCGAUGACGUACUUGGAGCAGAACCCGUUCAAGUACACAAUAUGGCGCGUGUUCGCGGUAGACAUGAGUCUGAUACUGAACAUGAUCGCGCUCCUCACCACAUACACUGUCGCUAUGGUGCAGUUCAUGCAUAUUUGCGAUUGAAUUGAAAAACUGCAACUUUUUAACCGACUUCCCAAGAAGGAGCCGUCUGUAAUUUACCUUUUCAUCAACGUUUGUUUCGGCAUUAAUAUCAGCUUUAUAUUCAACUAAAGUAGAGCAAGCAGAAACUAUAGACAAGUUGUACAAGUACCUAGUAUUUAAGACUUUACAAUGUGUUUUGUGUAAUUGGUAUGUUAUCACGUAUAUAAAUUAUUUUUGGAAACAAAACCUUCAUCAUAGUAAGCCACGUCGGUGUUU
Messenger RNA from Helicoverpa zea (corn earworm), 1402 nucleotides. RefSeq lists its product as uncharacterized. NCBI's taxonomy places the organism in Eukaryota, Metazoa, Arthropoda, Insecta, Lepidoptera, Noctuidae. Gene Ontology annotation, cellular component: membrane. The record is from RefSeq and is a predicted model, not a curated record. The transcript is spliced from 4 exons. Gene Ontology annotation, biological process: sensory perception of taste. The coding region runs from base 77 to 1147 and encodes 356 amino acids.